AUGACGACAGCUCACAGGCCGACAUUCGAUCCGGCCCGAGGCAAAGAAGCCCUCCGCGGACCAGCAUACCACCAACGUCUACUCCCGGCCUACACACAACUCAAAUUCCGCCAACCCGGCCAAGGCGGCGAAUCCGGCAGCACCACCCGCGACCUGCGCGCCGAACUCGAAGCCGCCGAAGCCUCGCACUACGCCAAGCUCAAGGGGGCUCCCAUUCCCGGCGAGGAUGAGCCGCAGAGCACAAACAACAAGCGACCCCUCGCAUUAACAGCCGACGGCUCACUCGCCGAAGAAGGAGCAGAACAAGGAGAAGAAGACCCCGACGCCAAACGCCGGCGCGUCCUCGCCGAGACGCGCGACAUCGACGCCGACGACAGUGAUUCCGACGGCGGGUCCAACGCCGGCGACAAUGCAGACGAUGACGACGACGACGACGAUUCCGACGACAGCGACGACAGCUCGGACGACGAAGACGCCGAGCUACAGCGGGAGUUAGAGCGAGUCCGGCGCGAGCGACAAGAGAAGCGCGAGGCGGAGGAACGAGCGCGGCAAGCGGCGGAGCAGGAGGAGCGCGAGCGGGAUAUUGCGCUGGGGAAUCCGCUGUUGAAUAAUAGUAAUGACCAGGGCCGGAAGGCGGCGGAUUUUCAGAUGAAGAGACGGUGGGAUGAUGAUGUGGUGUUUAAGAAUCAGGCGAGGGGCACGGAGGAGAAGGGGAAGAGGACGGAGUUUAUUAAUGACCUGUUGCGGUCGGAUUUCCACAAGCGGUUUAUGAACAAGUAUGUGAGGUGA
Messenger RNA from Dichotomopilus funicola, 789 nucleotides. Its product is annotated as Pre-mRNA-splicing factor Cwf15/Cwc15. Gene Ontology annotation, molecular function: RNA binding. Gene Ontology annotation, biological process: mRNA cis splicing, via spliceosome. The record is from RefSeq and is a predicted model, not a curated record. NCBI's taxonomy places the organism in Eukaryota, Fungi, Ascomycota, Sordariomycetes, Sordariales, Chaetomiaceae. The coding region runs from base 1 to 789 and encodes 262 amino acids. The transcript has 4 exons. Gene Ontology annotation, cellular component: catalytic step 2 spliceosome.